This is a messenger RNA of Zasmidium cellare ATCC 36951, 390 nucleotides long. RefSeq lists its product as uncharacterized. The transcript has 2 exons. The coding region runs from base 1 to 390 and encodes 129 amino acids. The record is from RefSeq and is a predicted model, not a curated record. NCBI's taxonomy places the organism in Eukaryota, Fungi, Ascomycota, Dothideomycetes, Mycosphaerellales, Mycosphaerellaceae.
AUGAACGGACGAGUGACGCAAGUCUCGACGGCCAUUCACCUCUACUCCAUCCACUAUGCCACCCUCAUCUUCACCCGGACUCGCGCCGCCAUCAAACGCGCAACCAAGCCCAAGACAACCCAAUCUACGACCAUUGCUGGCGAGACGAAGCGCUCCCCAGCCUCAAAGAAACCCAUUACGACUAAAACCCCAGCUCGUGGCGACGUGCUCCCCAAGCGCCCAAAAGUCGAGAAGAGGGAGGCGACAAAGCAGGCCAAAAAGGAGAAGGAGAAGGCGAGGAAGGAGGAUGUGAACGCGAAGAAGGCUUUGGAGGCGGAGCUUGUGACGAGGGAGAAGGUGAAGGAGAUUAAGGAGAAGAGGAAGGCGGCUAGGGCGGAAGGUGUUGCGUAG